Besnoitia besnoiti is the source of this 3870-nucleotide messenger RNA. Its product is annotated as DNA-directed DNA polymerase. Gene Ontology annotation, biological process: RNA 3'-end processing. The coding region runs from base 1 to 3870 and encodes 1289 amino acids. NCBI's taxonomy places the organism in Eukaryota, Apicomplexa, Conoidasida, Eucoccidiorida, Sarcocystidae. Gene Ontology annotation, cellular component: TRAMP complex; nucleolus. Gene Ontology annotation, molecular function: mRNA binding; poly(A) RNA polymerase activity. The transcript is spliced from 8 exons. The record is from RefSeq and is a predicted model, not a curated record.
AUGAUCGUCCCCGGUGUCUACGUCGAUGAGUGCCGCGGUAAACGACACAAGAUUCUCUUCUGCUCGCUGGGAGUCGGUUGCUGCUCAGUCAUCGGCCUCGCAGUCGUUUCCUCCAUCUUCUGGCGGCCGCUGCCCUUCGUCGUCGCCCCGGUCCUCGUCUCCCUGCUCGUCCUCGCCUGCGGCACCAUGGCUCCUGUGACGAAGGACCUGGCGCAGAUCGGGCGCAAGACAAAGAAGAAAAAGAAAGCCAAACAGGCGAAGAAAGUCGUUGUUGCGUCGGAGAGCAAGCUGCUGAAGGAGCGAGGCCGGCCGGGGCCCCCUCGAAAACGGGCACCGCGGGAAAACGGCGUUCCAGCGGACAGCUCGGUCGGUCUGUCCCUACCUUCUCAGACUUCUUCCUCGCAGUCCGCUUCUGCUGAAGCCUCCGACGACACGCCGUCUUCGUCAGCUCCCUCAACUCCCCUCUCCUCUUCUCUCUCCCGGUCUGACGCCUCCGUCCCGUCUUCUCGUGCGGCGGCCCAGGGGCCCCCGCGCCCAGGCCGGGGAGCCGCUGCACCUCGCACGCCUCCCCCCGCGUCUUCCUCGUCUCGUCGCUCCAUUCCCUCCGCGUCUCCGCGCCGUCGCCCGCGUGGAACUGCAGCUGCUGCGUGCGUUUCGGCCCGCGCGCCCUCGUCUCAGUCUCCGUCUUCCUCGUCUGCUCCGUCGCUGUUGUUCCCGUACGCCUCCUCUGCGCCCUCGCCUGCCGCCCCUUCGUCGCCGCGCGCGCCUGCUGCGCCAGGCGCGGCCUGCAGGGAGGGCGUCUCCGCUCCUGCGCACAAGCAGGAUGAUCCGAAGGGGGCAGGGGGGGAGGAAACCGAGUGGCUUGGGUCGGACGCGUAUUUCGUGGCGGAAGAUGAAGAGAAGAAUCAGCGGCAGCUGGAGACUAACACGAAAAUCCGAGGUCUCUUGACCUCGUUCCGGUCGUCGGUCGGCGCGCGCGGUGCAGAGGCCCUGCCAGGCGCCACCCAGCCUCUGGGCUCCUUCCUCGACGACUUCAGUCCCCUGGAGGCGCACAGCGAAAGCACGGCGGAGACCAUGGCGGCGUCGCCGGACUCGCCCUCGAUGGCCUCUUCCUUCUCGCCCUCGCCCUUUACCACGUUCUCGCUGGCUUGCCCGGCGCUGCCUCGCGCCCUCGGCGUCGACACGCUGAGGCGGGGUCGCGACGAAGAGGCGAGUGACGAAGAGACCGACGGCCGGGAGGUCAAGCGGAAGAAGAGCGCGGCGGAGGAGCACGCGGCCGCCCCAGCGGAAAGCGACCAGGGAGACGCGGCGGCUGCGGCGGCUGCGGUCCCAGAUUCAGUCGGCGAAGAAACAGGCACACUCGAGCCGCCAAAGACUUACGCGGAAACGGCGGCCGAGGGGGGAGGGCGCCUGCACGGGCCACCCUGGACGCGGAACGACUUGGGGAACAGAGAUCACCUCGACUUCUUCCAUCGCCUCCACGAAGAGUGCCUCGACUUCAUUCACUGGAUCGACGCCACGGAAGACGAGGAGCGCAAGAGAGCCAAGGUGUUGGCUCGCAUCACGGCGCUUGCGCGGCUGCUGUGGGACGACUGUGUGGUGUGUCCCUUCGGGAGUUACUACACGAGUUUGUGCCUGCCGCAUGCGGACCUCGACGUCUGCAUCUUCAUCAACUCGAAGCCGCCGCUGCUGGAAGAAUUCCACGAGCUGGGCGCCAUCGACACCACGCGGAACAACUUCAUGUCCUCCUGUCCGUCGGAGUCGUCCUUUUCGACGCUGCCCUCGUACAAACGGCUCGCUUACCUCACGGAGAAGGUCAUGGCGGAGGCCGCGACCUGCCAGGAAACUUGCGGCCAGCACGCGUCCUUUCGAAAAAAGAAGGAGGAGUCUGCGCAGUGCCUCAGGCGUCUCGCCACCUUGCUCUCGUCGUGUCGCAUUACGUUGCCUUCCGCGGACGCCGGCGCGUCUUUGGGGGCGGGCUGCGCCGAGAGUCUCGCCGCACCGUUGAUUCGCGACUUGCAGCUGAUUCUAGAGGCUCGAGUCCCCAUUUGCCGCUUCGUGGACUCGGAGACGGGUAUCAACGUGGACGUCAGCAUCGACCAGCAGUCGGCCGUGCUCACCUCGCUGUAUGUGCGGCUCCAACUGCUUCGCUUCCCGCUGCUGCGGCCGCUCAUGCUGCUCAACAAGGCGACGCUGAAGCACUGGCGACUGAACGAGCCCUUCACCGGAGGCGUCGGGUCCUAUCUUCUCUUCGUCAUGGCUCUCAGCUUCCUGCAGUUGAACCCGCGUCUGUAUGACCGAAGAGCGCAUCAGCGCUACUCACUCGGUCAUGCGCUCUUUGAGUUUCUGCACCACUACGGCGUCGACUUUCGCUACCCUUCCGUCGGCCUCAGCGUUCGAAACAAAGGCCGGCUGUUUCCGAAGGAUCGCCGCCGCUGGCGGUAUGGCCCUGAACACGGCGAGGGCGGCCCAGAGUACUACUACUCGACGGAGCAGGAUCGUUUUCUGCUUGCCGCAGAGUCUCCGCUGGAGCCGUUCCGGGACAUUGGACGAGGCGCAUUUCAGAUGCCGCAGAUUCGAAGCGCGUGGCGAUCAGUUUACGCGCGAAUGGCGUCUCGCCUGCGAGCCGAGACGCGCCCGUGCCGCUACCGCGUCGUGCGGUCUUCGGACUCGCUACUCUCCUACCUCAUUCCGCCGGAGCCUUUCCGCCUGCUGCCGCCGCGGCCUCCGCUGGACGCAGCCAAAUGCCACAAGGACUACUUCCGGCCGCCGCGGAGGAGGUUGGAGGAGGAUGACGAGGCGCCUGACGAGGCGCCGGAGGACGGCGAGCGACCCACAGGCGCGUGCAGCUCGUCCUUCUCCUCGCUGCCGCCGCACGUGACGCUCUUCAGGCGUGUCUGCGGCCUGCGGGCUGUCACCACGGAGCCCUCGAAGGCUGCGGUCGCGAAGGAACAGCGACUCUUCGAGGCGUGUUUCCUCUCCUCGGGGGGUCGGAAGCAGAGCGGCGCGGAGCGCAACAGACGCGGGCUGAAGCUGCUCAAGAAAAAGAUUCAUCAACUCGAGAAGGAGCAGCGACUGGGCGGCAGAGGUCUCUCGCCGUUCCCCCGGCAAAACUCGCAUUUCUUCUUCGAGGCCGACAGUGAAGCGGAGCGCGAAGCAGAGGAGGAAGACGACGAAGAGGAGGACGACAAAGAGCAAGACGAGGCGGCGGAGAAAGCGGAGACCCGACUUUCCUCAAAGCUUUCGGCGCCCAUUUUCGUGAACCUCUUGAGUGCCUCCUCGUCGGACGAAGACGACGCCCACGUCGCAGCCACGGGACUGGGCGGCAAGGGCGUCAAGACGAACUCGACUAUGCCGUCGUCCUCGCCCUCGGCUUCACUCUCGACUCCGCCCUCGUCGCCACCCAUGUCAUGGGCGUCGUCUCCAGAGCAUAGCCGUGAUGGUUUGGCACCGUCCGCGCGGCUGCCGCCUGCGCAGAGGCACUCUAUAACGAGUGACGAUGACGACGCUCCGAUUGUCCUCUCCUCCGCCGCCUCGUCGCGCGCCGCGUCCCCUGCGAAGGCGCGCCAGGCUGGCGGGGGAGGGGCUGUGGGGAUGUGCGUCGACGACGACGAGGCGAGCAGCAGCGACCGCGAGGACGCAGAGGCUGGCGAGCGCGCUGGCAGCGUGCCUUCCUACCGAGAUGUUUUGCUGCAGAAGGCGACGAAGAUCGACGCCGAGAAGUCCGCGCCGGCUGCGAAGCUCGCGACGUUCGAUCUAGGCGGCAAGGAGGCGGAGGCGGCUGCAGGCGACGCGCUCACCUACCUGACGCAGCGCAGCGCAUGCAAGGGAAAGUGGGAAGAAAAGGAGUCCGACGCGGAGAGUGAGUAG